AUGGCUGCAAAUGGCGGAGAUUCGUCUGGUGGUGCGCUUUCUGAGACGCUCACCAAAAUCAGAGAAGCACUCGAAGUAGUACAUAGCCCAUACUCGACAAACGAUGCUCGAAGACAGGCCCAAGACUUUCUCGAACAAAUCAAAGACUAUGCUGAAGCUCCUCUACAAGGCUUUAGUCUCGCGACCGACAAGUCACAGCCCCCCGUUGUCCGCCACUAUGCACUCUCUUUGCUGGAACACGCGAUUCGAUACCGAUGGAGCUCAUAUAACGAGGAACAAAUUGUUGCUUUACGAAACUGGGUAAUAGAGCUUGGCCAGGCCAUCUCGCUAAGCGAUCCGGCUUAUAUUCGCAACAAAACCGCGCAGCUCUGGGUUGACGUAGCUAAGCGCUGCUGGGGUGCCGAAUGGCUCGAUAUGGAUACCAUGCUGGUUCAGCUUUGGCAGGUGCCUGAUUCGCCCGCCCACAAGGAACUGGUCAUGUUUAUUCUGGAGACGCUGUCGGACGAAGUAUUUGUAGGCGAUGAUCCGGUGGUAGCAAUGCGCGAAGGUGUCCUUAGCAAGGCUUGCGUCGAAGUGUUCACCCCGACAGCUGUGCUUGUCGAAGCUUUUCCUAACCGUCAAGCUGGUCCUACUGUGAGAGAAGGCCAUGAUGGAUGGAUCACUCGGAUUUCGCAAUUUCUCGAGCUUUGCCUCUCAUCUAACCCCAACAACAAUGAUGAGGUCAAAUCCUGCACAAUCAAAGGCUUUUCUGCACUGCUCUCCCUUAUGCCAUGGGCAAUCCCCAAAGCAGUCGCAGCAGCAUCUUGCGUUCGUGUCAUGUGCACAGGAUUGGCCUGUACUGUUCCAGAAAUUCAAAAGAGUGCACUAGAUGCACUCCAUUCUCUAUAUUGCCGAGUCAAUUUUACGGACGAGGAAUUCCGCGACCUUGUUGCUCCAAUGUAUACUGCGGAGUCUAUUCGACUUUUCUCGAACCUGCUUGAUUGGGCAGCUGUCGACCCAAAUGACAUCGAUGACGACAAAUACCAGGUGCUAAAGAAGCUCUCUGAGAUGCUCUCCAGUAUUGGCGAUUAUUUUGAACGGAAGUACUCUCAGCUACCAGAUAAUGCGUCCAAGGGGGAUUUUCUACACCUCCUUGUUCGCGUAGUUCAAAACCAGAGUUUGAUGGUCUCUAUUCCUGUGCUCCUUUCUUGGACCAAAAUUCUUAACCACAGAGAAAUUGGGAACUCGGAGCUCGUUUCCUCUGUCAUUGGCCCGUUGCUUGAGGUUUGCAGCUCCCGCAUGGUUCGCUAUGAGCAUUUGCCAGAGGAUAACGAGGACCCAACUUUUCUGUUUUUACAGGACGACACGGACACCGUGCCUGAAAGACAUGCGUUUCUUGGAAACUACCGACGAUACAGCUCCCAGAUCAUUGAGGCAAUUGUUCAACUUAAACUUGUUGAAGCCGUAUCUCACGUUCUCGGGCAAACGGAAACCAUGUUGCAGCACCUCUAUGACAAUUCCCCUGCAUUCAACCGUCAAACAUAUGCCAAACAUUCUAUGCCUUCUCUCCAAGUCGAUUCCCAUUUUACAGUAAUUGAGGCGACGCUUAAAGGAUAUGUGAAAUGGAAAAAGUACAGUCAACAAGGCACUUCUCAAAAAGCGAUCGAACUCGAUGGCAAUCUAGAAGAAUGGUGCAAGAAGCUUCUUGACAUGAAAUUCGAGGAUCCGCUCAUCAGAAAGAGGAUAUUGCAACUUGCUGUUUACUUCUCUACCACAGCGCUAAAGCGCAAUGCAGGAUUUAUGCUCAAGGUCUUAGAACACAUUCUCAUGACUUGGCCAGCCCUGGACCCAGACAACCGCGCUUUCAACGACGCUAUUAAGGAUUUACAGAGCGAAAGCAUGGUAGAACUACAGCGCCUGGCUUCUGAAAUGCCAGACCAUCUUCUGGGUGUCUUUGAUCAAAUUGAGGGUAGAGUCAGCGAAAUGCUCUCUUCAGGUGACUUGGACGAAAAAAGGUCUCUUGCAUACAAAAGCUUCCUCUUCCUCAUCAUCCACCGAGCCAGCACGAUCGAUACGGAAACAAAAGUUAAUAAGCUACAGGGCUUCAUUAACCCAGUCAAAGAACAGUGGAAGAGUGACAGCAACAGAGCGCUUCUCCGUUCAUAUGACGGAUUCUGCGAGCAGCUUGCGCUAGAUAAAGCUCAGAACUACUUGGUGACACGCCGCGCCAACAAUGUUAAAGAUUGGGGCUCCCAUGAACUUGAUGCUGAAGGACUAGCGCUACAAAAUGAGUUAGAAGAGCGCUUGAAGUUGCUGCCUCUGAGAGCGACGAAGUCGUUCUUGGCAUUUUCCGUUGAGCGUCUCGACCGAAGCUCGGCUCCUUUCCAAGCAUCACAUGCUCUUUGGCGUGAUGGCUUUUCAGAGAUCUUGGCUGAUUUGCUGCAGCUUUUGAGCUUUGCCCAUGCUUCAUACAAUCCCGUAAACUGGUCACACAUCCCGGAGGAUAUGCGGCCAAUUGUUGGAAGAGUAUUAGCCGACCGAUUUUGGCAGGCAGGUAUCUCAGACGGCAGCAAAGACGACUUUUAUGCUCGUGUUGUCGACAAGAAGAACACACUUGAAGGCCUUGCUUCGUCUAUUCGUGGCUCAGUUCGGUUUGUCCGAGAGACGGCCUACGCGAUCAUAUACUGCAUGAGCCGCCUUGACUUGCAGUUUUAUGGCUUUGACGGCCUAUCCCAACCUCUCGCAAAUGCAUUAUUCACGGAUUCGACUUGGCUGUCCACCCACCAACAGACGAACCUGCUCAACCUUGUGCGCUAUUUAGUCGAUGAUUGCCCUGUUGAUUACCGAGAGCAGUUCCUACCCCAGCUCUUAGCUGCUUGCUUCCGUCAGAUGGAUGCCAAAAUUAAUGGCGAAUGGGAACAAAUGGCAGCCCAGCAAGCUAUUGCAGCAGAUGGUGAAGCAGGCUUAAAGGAAGAAAUGAAAGCAGAGAGUGUCCUACGACAAGUUACUUACACGGGCGUUGUCAUGGUCGCUGACUUCCUGGACCCUACCAAAGCUAAUCCGCCUACGCUGCAGGCACGUAUGCGCAAUGACUCAGCCGACGCUCCAGACCCUAAAGGGUUCCUAUCGCUACGCAAGUUCUGCUUGAGCAAGCAGGAGAUUGUGGAGCCAUUGCUGGUCUUUUGUCAGCACGGCAUUCGCAUGCGUGAUACGCGAUGCUCUGGGAUGAUUCUGCGUCUCUUCAUCUCGUUGGUUCCUGAAUUCUCACAUGGCAAUGAGGCGAAAAAGGUUGAAGGCGGGCAUGAUUCUUCUCGACAAGCAGGCGCAGCAGUCUCACCCGAGGCUGCGUCGGCGAUUCGCGAGUACAUUUCGAGCGAUGUGCUCAAAGCUUGUCUCACAUCCUUCCACGAGCCGUAUUUUGUGGAGGUCCAGAAAGAAUUGGCUUCGCUUAUAGCGUCCAUUCUAGUGCACUACACGCCGUUCACUGAGACCCCUAAGAAUGUAUUACUUUCACUACCCAACAUCAACCCAGCUGAACUAGAACGACUUUCGCCCUACAUUGAGAAACCGGGAUCUCACCUACGCCAACAACGAGCAAUCGUACUGGAGAUACUCAAGGACUUGAAAGGUGUCAGCGUCUCCGAGAUGGGUAAGCUAAAUAAAAAUUCUACAAAUGGGUCGUCGUCUAGCAAGCGGCCCGUGCGAAGCAAGAUGGCCCAAGGUUUCAUGAAUGCACCAGAGACCAAGGAUGGCGGCUUGACAAGACUGGAGAAUGCAGGUGGCCAACGACAAACAACACCAGACGGACUGGAUGGCGUAGCUAAUCUUUUUGAUGCGUAA
Messenger RNA from [Torrubiella] hemipterigena, 3819 nucleotides. Lineage: Eukaryota; Fungi; Ascomycota; Sordariomycetes; Hypocreales; Clavicipitaceae. The record is from the annotation of a GenBank genome assembly.